Molecule: messenger RNA, 2641 nt
Organism: Pieris napi
Lineage: Eukaryota; Metazoa; Arthropoda; Insecta; Lepidoptera; Pieridae
Gene: Oda
Product: ornithine decarboxylase antizyme 1
Biological process (GO): positive regulation of protein catabolic process
Cellular component (GO): nucleus; cytoplasm
Molecular function (GO): ornithine decarboxylase inhibitor activity
Source: RefSeq, a predicted model, not a curated record
UUGACAAUCGUGUUUGAAAGCUGAAACUUGAAAGACGACAUUAUUUUCGUUGCUUUUCUGUUGUGAGACGUGCUCCGCUAAUUUUGCGCAUUAAAACCCUACGGUGCUAACCGUGUUUUCUUAACAAGUACUUGAAAGGCUUAAAUACGAUUUGCCACGAUGACGAAGUUAAUGCAACAGUUAAAUUUUAGUAAUAGUAAUUUUUAUGACGUCGCAGGUGUCCUAAUUGAACCCAACGCUGCGAAAAUUAAAAACAUCUACGGCGAUGAUGCGUCAUCUUUGAGCGCUGCGGGCAGCAAGCGCUCGGCUUUGUCGGCUUCCGACGCCGAGUGUUUUUCGCUGUGCCUGGGCGCCGGGCCUCUGUGGUGGUCCGAUGUCCCUGCUCACCAGCCUGCUCCGCCCGGAGGGGUGAGCAGCGGGGCUUCGAGCCCCGCAACCCCGUCCACCCCCACACAUGACGACAACCACCGCGACUUGUUGAGUACGUUACUAUGGUCAAGCGUAAGUUCGCUCAGCAACAGCGAGGAGAGCCUCAGCUCCGACUCCACUGCGCCCGCGCACCCCAUUCAUCGGGAGGAGACAAUUCGUAAGAUCUUGGAGCGCAAGGACUCGAAGGCAGUGAAGAUCGACCUUAAGAUAUAUCUCACUGAGAACACCUUUACACGAUGGGAAGCUGUGGUGAAAGGCAACACGAUGUACCUGCGUGUGCCUGGCGUGCUUCAGUCCGGAAGCAAGGAGAGCUUCAUGCUGCUCUUGGACUUCGCUGAGGAGAGGCUUCGAUGCUCCAACUGCAUAAUCUGCGUGCUGAAGUCUCGCCCCGACAGGGCCACCCUCCUGCGCACCUUCAUGUUCAUGGGCUUCCAGCUGCUGCCCCCCGGCUCCCCCCUCGCCGCUGACAUCGCGAACCCGGCCUACGUCUUCCUGCACUACAAUAUGCAGUAGGGUUGCCAGGUAUAUUCCCCUCAUUCCUUUACACUUGACAUUGACAGCUGUCAAAUUGUGAAAAUUUUCAUACUUGUGUUUUUAUUAAAGUCAACUGAGGCAGUGAGUAAAUUAAAUUUUUAAAUUAAAUUUUUCCUUCACUAACAUCAAAGAACGAAUUUGUCAGCUAAACAGCAAAACUCGACAUUGACAUUGACGUGUCAUUUCUAAGUAACACCUUGUCUCAUCAAAUAUUUUUAAAUGGUAGAAAGUAUACAUUACGUUAGCUGUAAAAUGUAAUUAGAGUCCCUUCGAAUAUUUACCUGGCAAUCCCUAUUGUGACAGCGAUCCAGUAUUUUAUAAGCCACACUUAAUGCAAACAAAAUCAAUCAACAAAUUAGAAUUGGCUUAGCACAGUAUUUUCUUAAAAUUUCAAAAGCUGUCACCGUUUUGCCAUUUACCAGUAUUUAAUGCACUUUAACUCGCUUCAUUAGAUUUCGGCAUCAACAAGUCUUAUUAUAGAGUAGAUUUAGUCGCGAAGGUUUACUUUGAUCCCUUUUAAACGUGAGUACUUAUGCUUUCGAAAAUCUAAUGAUAGUUUUAAAGAGAUCGAAGUAGACCUGAGAAUUUUCUAGAAUUUCAGCUUUGGAUUUCAUUUUGAAACUGCAAUUUUAGGACGUUUUUAUUAAGCGUUACGUCGUCGUGUUACCCCCUCCGGGUUAGAGAGAAAAAAAAAAUAUAAAAAUAAAAAAAAAACAAAAAAAUGUUUGUAAUAUACUUUGAAAGUUUGAUUUUGUUCAUAAUUUUAUCUUAAUAGUGUAAGCCCCGCAAAUUGCUAAUUGAAUUGAAAUACAAUCUACGGAACUACUAUAACUUGAUUUGGGUGAAAUAAUCCGAAGAGAUAUUCUUAAUUGUCAGUUAAUGUGACAAGGUUCCAAAUCGCUAGCAACUUGCGAAGCUUUAUGUGUAAGAUUAAUUCACAUUUAUUUUUUUUGUAUCACACUUUUGACUACAGGUUAAUUUUAAGACUUACUGUAUAAUUUUUUUAAUUUCCAAUCGUACUUACCCAAUAAACAUUUUUAAAAUUUAAAAUGUGUGUCAAUUUUUUUCACUUCAGAAUAUUUUGAUUUAACGUUAACGAGAGCAAAUAACUUCAAUUUAACGAAUUUAAAUUUCAUUCAUUGUUUUUAAUAAUUAAAGUAAAUUAAGGUAUAAAGGUUUAGAUUUAAUUUUUCCCCUAAAUAAGGUUUUGGACUAAUUUUGAGUAAGUUAGUAUUUACUUGUACUGUUGACAGUUUGUGUAGUGGCAUAUUCUUUGUGUUUCAUUUUCGUUUCUUCAGAGAUCAACUAAGAUUUAUUUAUGGAAUUUAAAGGCAGUAAAAGGAUUAUUCAAAUUUACAUUUUUUAAGUUGUAAUAUUAAUUAAAUCAAAAUGUAACAAUUCUAAUACUUCAAAACUAAACUAUAUUUCUAAUUAGAUUUCUUAUACCAACCACUACACUGUAUGGGCGUGGGUUUUAUUCUCGUAAAAUAAGUAAUGGACAAUCCAUAACAAAUGUCCCCCUGCCCCCUGCUCCCUGCCCCAUUGAGGGUACGGGCUUGAUGAAAAUUGUCAAGAGUGCAAGAUUUAAGUUUCUUGUUUUAAGUAUUUGAUCGAAGUAUUUCAUUUACGAAACACGUAGUUGUAAGUUAUGUAAAGGUAUUAAAAAUAAAAUAAAAUA